Caenorhabditis sp. 36 PRJEB53466 is the source of this 935-nucleotide messenger RNA. The record is from the annotation of a GenBank genome assembly. Lineage: Eukaryota; Metazoa; Nematoda; Chromadorea; Rhabditida; Rhabditidae.
AUGGUGACAUGCUACGGACAGACGAGCCCUCCGGCGGGCGAUCUUUCGGCGGACGAGAACGGGGAACGCGACGGACAGUGUGGCAAAGUGUGAGUGUGAGCCGUGUAGUUCCAGUGCGACGUGCUUCGAUUUCAGUGGAGGAAGUCUGAAGUUCCCAGUGGAUAAUUUCAACUCGGUCCGCAUCUCACAGCGCCAUUAUCUCAAUAUAAUCGCAGGAAUGGUUGCGAGCUUCAACGAGACUCGGUGCAAUGAAAAGUGAGGCGGGAAACGUCGUCGGACAGCGAUUCAUUCAGAAUAGACGAAUUGUUCAGAAAUGGAAACGUGACAGAUCAACUGAAAAGUCCGCGACCGAAAGCGACAAUGAUUGGGAGUUGUGGAGCUACAUGGAUGGGAAUGGUGGUCGUUGAGUCCGCAUCCAAUCAAUCCAAUUUCGCUUGUCUUCCGUGUAAGUCCGUCGCACUUAUCGAACUUUAUUUACAAGGAAAGGUUGUGACCCCCUCUCUCAAAAAAUUCUGAAAAGCGCGCUCGAAUUUUUUGGAUGGAUUUUCUAGAACGUGACCAGAAUUGAAUUUUCUUCUGCUUAUUCUAAACCUGCUGAGAAAGUGAAAAAACCAAAAAAUUGAGCAUGCUAGAAUUUUCCAAGUUUGGGAGGGGGCAACCUUCCCUUGUUAAUCGAUAUCGAUUCUAUUGAAUUCGCAGCCAGUGAGUUGAAGAUUGACGACAAUGUGACGGUGGUGAACUCUGUGAAAAACGAAGAGAAGACGGGAAAAGUUGGAAGAGCCGCUCAUCUCCCGAUUUGACAUAAAAACCAUUACAGGUGGUUGAGUGCACUAAAAAGUAUAAACAUACGUUUUGUAUGGACAUUCCUUCUAAUUCGACGGGUCCCGUCUUCUGUCGCAGAUCGCGAUAUCGACGACGGAGGAGAUGAUCAAUGA